CUCCACCAUCCGCCACAGUUGACUGACAGGACGGGCAGACACUCAACACGACGACCAACACACUGAAAACACCGCCUGUUCACCAUGGAAAGAAAAGUGGCCAGGGAAUUUCGGCAUAAGGUGGAGUUGCUUAUUGAUAAUGAAGCGGAGAAGGACUACCUUUAUGAUGUUCUUCGCAUGUACCAUCAAUCCAUGGACCUGCCUGUCCUGGUUGGUGACUUGAAGCUGGUAAUAAAUGAGCCCAAACGCCUUCCUCUGUUUGAUGCCAUCAGACCCCUGAUUCCUCUGAAGCACCAAGUGCAGUAUGACCAGCUCACGCCCAAGAGAUCCAGAAAGCUGAAGGAAGUUCGUCUAGAUCGCACACACCCCGAGGGUCUGGGUUUGAGUGUUCGAGGAGGAUUGGAGUUUGGCUCUGGUCUCUUCAUAUCACAGAUAGUCAAAGAUGGACAGGCUGGAAAUGUAGGCCUGCAGGUUGGCGAUGAGAUUGUGCGCAUCAACGGUUACUCCAUCUCUUCCUGCAUUCAUGAGGAGGUCAUCAACCUCAUCAAGACCAAGAAGACUGUAUCUUUGAAAGUCCGCCAUGUGGGAAUGAUUCCUGUCAAGAGCUCCUCUGAUGAGCCUCUGAAGUGGCAGUUUGUGGAUCAGUUUGUUUCUGAGUCAGGGGAGAAGAGUAACAGUAUUGCUGGCUUGGCUUCAGUUGGAGGGAAUGAAAUCAAGGAAAAGAAAGUGUUUCUUAGUUUGGUGGGCACCAAAGGCAUGGGAAUCAGUAUAUCAAGUGGACCAACAAAGAAACCAGGCAUCUACGUGAGCAAUGUGAAGCCAGGUUCACUCUCAGCUGAAGUGGGCUUACAGAUUGGCGACCAGAUUGUAGAGGUCAAUGGGGUGGAAUUCACCAACCUGAGUCAUCAAGAGGCAGUGCGUGUGUUAAAGAGCAGCAGGAGUCUAACCAUCACCGUACUCACUGGAGCUGGAAGUGAGCUGUUUAUGACGGAUGAGGAGCGGUUGGCAGCUGAAGCUCGACAUGAGCUGGACAGACAGGAGUUAAUGCAUCAGAAGAAAGUGGCAUUAGAGACCAACAAAAUUGUCAAAGAACAACAGGAGAAAGAACGCCAGAGGAAGAUGGAGAUAUCUCAGAAGGCUGCAGAGGAGGAAGAGCGCUAUCGCAAAGAGAUGGAAAGAAUUGAAGCCGCUGAGAGGAAACACCACAAAGAGUGGGAAGAAGAUUGGGGCUCCAAGGAAAAAUCCAAAUCUGUUUCCCCAGCCCCUUCUCCAUCCCCCCCACCACCCACACGUCUCGCACCUUCACCCAAACCUAAAACCUCCACAUUCGGUUGGUUCUACCGCUAUGAAGGAAAGUUGCCUACACUCAAAAAGAAGGGAAAAGAAACCAAGAAGAAGAAGAAGAUGUCCAAGACUGACACUCUUCCAACUGAGAAAAAAAGCAAAAAAGAGAUGGAGUUUGAGUUGAAACUUGCAAAGGAGAAGGAAGAAAUACUUGAGCGAGAGAAGCAGAUGAAAAUCAGCAGGCUUCUGCAAGAGGUGUCAGAAACUGAGAGGGAAGAUUUGGAAGAGUCUGAGAAAGUGCAGCACUGGGUGGAGAGGCUCUGUCAAACCAGACUAGAGCAAAUCUCCUCGGUUGAAAACGAGUCUCCAGAGAUGUCUCCAACACGCUCCCCGGCAUCAACUGGUCCCACCAGGCGGAGGUUCCCUGGUGGCUUGACGUUGGCCACUACUGAUCUAGAUGACAUCAACUUAGAUGAUGUGGAUCAGAGUCUAAGGCAGCCUUUAAAAAGAUUAGCCCCAACUCCACCUACAUCCAAUCAACCUCCACCUCCCUUACCUCUCCCUCCACCCUCACCCCGACUUUACCACUCAAACACCCAUCGACCCCAAUCUCCAAGAUCACAGCACCCAAUGCAGCCAAGGCCAGCCCCUCAACGUCCACCUUCCCCACCAGCUUCAAGGGUGCCCCCUUCCUCAAUCGGUCGUAGCCGGCCUCCACCUUCUGCCCCACUAUUCUCCUCCAGGGGUCUAUCCUCAUUUCAGCCACCACCCCCUCCUCCACCACCACCUCCACCUCCACCCCCACCUCCUCCACCACCACCUCCCCCACCCUUGCGCAUGGAUGAUAGGUACCAUGCAGGGCCUUCCAGUUAUCCCCGCUCCCCAAGCUUAUCUGAACAAGGAAACAGGUUUGGGGACAAUGGUACCUGGCAGAGAGGAGGAUUCCACUCCACUGUCCCCAGCGAACUUUCACGCCCUUCCAGCCCAAAGGUGAUGAGAAACACAUCUCACGCUAGCAGGAUAUCAACUUCUAAUAAUCCUCUGCAAAUAGCCCCCAGCCCUCCAACCCAGCGGAGACAGAUCAACCCGGUCAUGUCUAAACCAGUCAUGCUACCAAGUCAGAUCUCGCAUAGACCCACACUUCGUUCUGAGACCAUGCCCCCAGAGAUGCUCAAACGGAUGGUCACGUACAACACGUCCUUUAAAUCCAGCAAGAAACAAGUAACUGGAUUUCAGAAAUACGUGGAUGAUUUUGAUCCACAUUCCAUGUUCACAGCCGAACAGAUAGCAGGCAGAGAUGUGCGACUAUUAAGAAUUAAGAAGGAAGGAAAGCUUGAUCUGGCCAUUGAGGGAGGGAUUGAUUCUCCAUUGGGAAAGAUUGUGGUGUCGUCUAUCUAUGAAGGAGGUGCAGCAGAUAAACAUGGUGGGGUCGUGUCGGGUGAUGAGAUCAUGGCUGUGAAUGGAAAGAUUCUGACAGAUGUGACUCUAGCUGAAGGACAGACCUCAAUGGCUCAGGCCUGGAACAGUGGAGGGGACUGGAUUGACCUGGUCAUCGCAGUGUCUCCACCAAAGGAAUAUGAAGAUGAGGUCUCUAAAUCAGCAUCAGUCAGACCCACUGCAAAGAAAACGGUUUUUCAAGGCAGUGCCCCUGUGUACAGACAGGGAUACGUCCUUCAGAUGAGGACCCCACCAUCCCCCAACGUCAUCAGCCACUAGCCCGGUGGUAAAAUCCCCCCCAGUGUGCAUCAUGUA
Danio aesculapii is the source of this 3036-nucleotide messenger RNA. It is a transcript of the gene ush1c, whose product is annotated as Usher syndrome 1C. Gene Ontology annotation, molecular function: protein binding. The coding region runs from base 85 to 3000 and encodes 971 amino acids. Gene Ontology annotation, biological process: inner ear auditory receptor cell differentiation; inner ear morphogenesis; inner ear receptor cell stereocilium organization. Lineage: Eukaryota; Metazoa; Chordata; Actinopteri; Cypriniformes; Danionidae. Gene Ontology annotation, cellular component: photoreceptor inner segment; plasma membrane; stereocilium tip. The record is from RefSeq and is a predicted model, not a curated record. The transcript is spliced from 27 exons.